This is a messenger RNA of Camponotus floridanus (Florida carpenter ant), 1118 nucleotides long. Its product is annotated as EEF1A lysine methyltransferase 1. The record is from RefSeq and is a predicted model, not a curated record. NCBI's taxonomy places the organism in Eukaryota, Metazoa, Arthropoda, Insecta, Hymenoptera, Formicidae. Gene Ontology annotation, molecular function: nucleic acid binding; protein-lysine N-methyltransferase activity. Gene Ontology annotation, biological process: methylation. The transcript has 6 exons. Bases 380 to 1030 code for a protein of 216 amino acids.
ACUUUUGUGGCGAUUAAUGUGCCGGCCAUGAAAGGAUGCCGGUAUAGUAAUAAAAUUGCUUCUAUAUUUACAUAUGUGUACUAAUUUACAUACACUAAAAAUGAGAUAGAUCUGUAUUUAAAAAUUAGAAAAGGCGGAGGAAUGAAAAGUUAUUUGCAGAGAAGUAUUAAAAGACAUACAUUUGAAGAUAAAGCUACGAUUAAGAUAUUCAAUCUAUAUAAAUAAAAAACCACACUAGUUAAUUUUUGCAAGUUGAUGAUCAACACAACAAAUUGAUUAUCUUAAUACGUUGGCCAAUAAAGACCAAAGAAGAGGAAAAUUAUUUUAAUAAGCGCCCUUUACGUAGAGAUAAUCUCUACGUUGUGAAUUAUUGUAAACUAUGUAUGAAAGUGAUGAUGAAGAACCGCAAUUGAGCUCGAGUACGCUUGCUGCAUUGCAAGAAUUUCUUUGCAAGGAAAGAUUUGAGCAACAGAAUUUGCUGGAACUUGUAUCUGAGGAAGGUCAGAUACCAUCGAAUAUUCUGUUUGAUGAAAAUUGGCAAUUGAGUCAAUUUUGGUACGAUGACAAAACAAUAGAGGCUCUUGUUAGAGGUGCAUUAAAUUCUACACCAGCAAAUGGAAAAAUUGCUUUAAUUUCUUGUCCAACACUUUACAGUAAAUUGAAGAAAGAAUGUGAUAAAAGACAAAUUACAUUAUUUGAAUAUGACAGUCGUUUCAAAAUAUUUGGUGUGGAUUUUAUACAGUACGAUUACAAGUCCCCUCUAAAUGUGCCCAAAUGUAUGUCUAGUCAAUUUGAUUUGGUCAUAGCAGAUCCGCCAUUUCUUUCGGCCGAAUGUCUAACUAAAACAGCAGUAACGAUAAAGUUCUUGAUGAAGAAAAACAUUGUGCUCUGCACAGGAGCUGUCAUGACAGAAUUGGCAGAAAGAUUAUUGGACGUCAAAAGGUGUGAUUUUACUCCAGGCCACAGGAACAAUUUGGCGAAUGAAUUUUGCUGUUUUUCGAAUUUCAAUUUCGAUAAGAUGCUGGAAUAAGUGUAAACAGUAUCAGAGAUGUACAUUCAAAAGUAAAUUAAAAAGAUUGAUUUUUUAGAAUCAAUAGAAUUAAAUUUAAAUAUCCGGU